GGUAAAUCGUCAACACAGAAAAUAAGCUCAUCUUAUCAACUCCUCCCAACCCACCUCCAGCAUACCCGAGCAACGCAAUGCCGCGACUGAAGCUACCGCCAGCGAGAAUAAUCUCUCUCGACGCGUACGGCACAAUCUACAUCCCAAGCCCGUCCGUGUCCGAGCAGUAUUCCAAUCUAUACAACGACUACCGCUCGCGUCUGCUGCGUCACGACAUCGACAGCAACAACAGCGCACCACCAGAGCUCUCAGCAGCACAGAUCAACCUCAACUUCAAAAAAGCAUACAAAGCCCGCGCGGCAAGUCAUCCGAACUACGCCGGCGGCGAAACAGAAUGGUGGAUCGCAGUCAUCAAGGAUACGUUCGGGUUUUGCCCUUCUACCACCGUCGAGGAGGAUGACGGCGGCACAGAUCGGUUCGCGAGAGAGGUUUAUGAGAAUUUCAAUUCAAGUAAAGCGUACGCUGUCUACCCCGACAUCAUCCCCUUUCUAUCAACGCUGCUGAGGAAUAAUUCCCCGCCUAAAAUCGGGGUCAUCUCAAACUCAGACUCGCGCUCGCGCACGAUCCUCAGGGGAUUAGGAAUCCUCUCUCCUCCUCCUCCUCUCGAACAGAAUCAGAAAGGAGAAGACGCGCGAUAUUUGAUUGCGAACGACAACGACGUGAUUCUUUCUGCAGAAAUCGGUUUCGAUAAACCCGAUCCCCGAAUCUUCAAAGCUGCAGAGUCCAAAUUGCUUCCUGCUGCUGCUGCUGCUGCUGCUGCUGCUGCUGCUCCCUCCGCCAAGCAACAAGCAGCACAGACAGACGACGACGCCAUCGCUGUCGCGCGCGGCCUUGCGUAUUGGCAUAUAGGCGACGAAUAUGACAAGGAUAUCGCGCCUUUACUCUCGACUCCCGACCUGCGCACCUGGGGCGGUAUCUUCAUCUCCCGUCUCCCCUCACCAUCUCCCUCUUCGUCGAUGGAUAAACCCGAGUCUGAUGAGGAGAGAAAGGUUACGCUGUCGGCAGGGGGGAGGGUACUCACGGUUUCUGAUCUGCGUGAUUUGUCUGCGCUGUGGGGGUCUACAGGCGUGGAUGUCGUUAUUGCAGAAUAG
Messenger RNA from Myxozyma melibiosi, 1091 nucleotides. RefSeq lists its product as uncharacterized. The record is from RefSeq and is a predicted model, not a curated record. Bases 78 to 1091 code for a protein of 337 amino acids. Gene Ontology annotation, cellular component: nucleus. NCBI's taxonomy places the organism in Eukaryota, Fungi, Ascomycota, Lipomycetes, Lipomycetales, Lipomycetaceae. The transcript has a single exon.